ACGGCUGUUGGUAGCCGUUCGUGUAGUACGUCUGUGUAGUUCGUUGUAUCGAAACUGCAGUUGGUGGAUUUUGUCCGCUGUCGGUUGCCGGUUGCACUAUAUCCACGGUGGUUGUCGAGCGCGGCAGGUGAAGUUGGGGCCGGCUACGUGUCUCCGGUCGCUUAGAGUACGCCCGGCGCGAUAUUGAUCGCAUCCCGUCCCGUUCCGCUGUUUCAAUGUUUAUAAACAGCAGGCCGCAUCUAUUCGUUCGCACUUGUUUUUGAUACGUACUGCAAAAGAUUUGAAUAGCCGAUCCUGCAUGCGCCCUCUACAUCGGCAUCUUUCAAAGGAUCCAGUGCACCCUUUAUUAUCACUGCAUGGGUAGACGACGUGUGUGACGAGUGUCAAGAACAAUAUUUCCUGAAUGAAAAAUGAUAAUAGUUGUUGCUUUCGACUUGUAAAUGUUAAUCGACAGUGCUUUAAUUAAUGUGAAAGAGAUCUAAGACAGCCAUGCUGUCUUACAUGGUGCCAGUCGAUGAGAAACCCCCUCCAGCGCCUAAAGGUCGUCUAGCGUUGGAGCUGGUCGCGAGCCCUGGUAGCCCAGAAUCGACGGCUAGAAGGCCAAAGACGAAUAUAUCAAAGGACUCCUCCACGAGCUCCUUCGCAAGUGACCUCACAAUAUCAUCUUCCACACCGACCGGAGCCCACGAUAAGCCGAAACACAAACUCCUCAAUGGCAACAAACACACGUCGCUGAAAAGGGUAUCCUUCGGAAGUUCCAAAGGAUCUAUGGUGGAGACGCUUAUCUACGAGAGCCCGCUGCAGGAAGAGCCAGAGAGCAGCCCACCUCCUAAGUUCCAGGAGACAUCAUUCCCAUACACGCCCGUCGAAGACGAUCCGGAGCGAUCCAAAGUCCGCGUGACAUUCUACCAGGGAGUCCGACCACAGUGUCUCUCACCUCCGCCGCAGGACAUUCACCUACUGUACUCCGAUCGGCUCUCUGUUCCCGCUAACAUAGACAUGGCUGAUCAUAUUAUGUACAAUAGACAAAUCAGUACUGAAAGCGGUUGGGAUAACCCGUUCCGUCCCGACGGAGAUCUCAGCCGUGAAGCUGAUGAGAUCGUUUCGCUGAUCAAAGGCGGCAAGCCGAUCACGCCCACGCCACCGCCACUUGGAAACCAGACGCCCAUCUGUGAUGACAAGGAGGAAAAAGUCCAGGCAAACAACGUCAAUGCCAGUCCACCGGCGUCGCCACAGACGAAGGUCUCCAGCCCUGUCCAGAGCACUCCGAAGUCAGCGAACGGCACCAAGAACGGCACAGCUGUUGAAGUUAGACCUGGCCAGGUGGAGGUGCAGCGCACCCAGCCCCAGGAGCCGCAGCAGCCCGAACACGUGACCAUCAAGAAGAAACAGAAGUGCCAAUGCUGCGUCAUACAAUAAACCGAUCAUAUUGAACACAAGCGAUCACAGCCAUCAUCAUAUCUUCACCGUUUCAUAGUGAUGUGUUCACUACCAUACAUUUUCACAGCAACCUACUGUGCUAUUUGGCGUACUUCGGAUCUUAAUAUACCUUUCGUUUUAUUUAACUAGUAUUCGAGGUUGCGUUAAGAUGUAACUUUCUUUGUUUUUUACUGUUAUGACUAUUGUUUUAUAAGUUUUUUUUUUUUUUUUAUAUUUAUGUAAUUUUAUUUAGCAUGUAAAGUUUGUCGUUCGACUAGUCCGGUGAGGUAAAACGUAAUGUUUUAGAAUAUAUGAAAAAAAAUAUAAUUUUGUUUCGCAAGUAACAGGAGCCCGUACAGUAUUCGAUUAAAUUUAUGAGCCUUGCUUAUUAUGUUAAGAGAAUCUCAGAAAAAACAAUACUUCAGUAACAAUUUAAAAGAGCUACGACGUAGAUAUAUACAUAUGAUAUAUUUAAAAAAAUAAAAAAAAAGUUAUUUACUGAAAAACAAAUCCCAAUUUCUUACUAUACACGAUACAAAAAUUUUACCUAUCAUUUUUAACCCAAAGGGACAAAAAUAUCAUUAUUUAGAAGAAAUUUAAAAAAAAAAUAAAACACUAGUAAUUUAUUUUAAUACUGUUUGUAAGUUAAACCUGUUUUGUAUAAUUUAAAUGUAUAUUUUUUUAUAUAUUUAUUUGUUGAAAUGGAAAAAAAAAAGUAUUAUAAUCUCUUACUAUUGAAGAAUUAAAAGUAGAUAUGCGCUUUAUAGUUUAUUAUGACAAACAUUUUCUGGGAUACUGUCACUUGUUAUGAAGGAUAUAACAGAAUAAGAGCAGAAAUGAUCUCGUUUAUUUGGUUCUACAGUGUCUGUAAGUAUAGGAACAUAUGGUGUUGGAAUUAAGACUGUCUAUCAAUAAACUUAGCCGGAAGCCUCCAUAGUAUUUGAGAGUAACCCACAGUAAUAACUUAUUAAUGGUAGCCCCAUUCUGUAGCUACUUGCUUGCGUCCACUUAUAAUAUUUAUUAUACGUAAAUAUAUGAAAAUAUGAUAAAAAUCGGCAUCUCUUGAUCGUAUCUCUAUAUUUCACAUAUGAAUUAAAAACAUGUUGCCAAUUAGGGUGCUUGUAAAUCAAAACAACAAAAUUAUAAUUGUAUACAAUCUGUGCAUUCGAUUUUCAAAGCCGAUCCUAAGAUUAUCUAAUGUUAUUUUUUUCUCGACAAAAAAAUAACAUAGUUGAUAGAAAUGUGCAAAUUAUUUUACAAAUCUUGUUAGUGAAUUGUAACAAUAGUGCUAUAGUAGAUUUAAAUGGCAUGUCAUAUAUACUUAUGAAUAGAUAGAAGGUCCCAUGUGAAUGGUAAGCAAAGAAUUUAAUUAAUGAGAAAAGGGAAAAUUGUGAAAAAAAAAAACAAUUUGGCUUCACGUAUAAGUGGAAGUUUCCUUAAGUAGAUAGGUUAAUAGAAUGGUAAUUUUUAAGACAAUUUUUUUUUUUUUUAAUUAUUCAGUUAUUUGUUAUUAACGGUUAUAAUAAUGGAAAUAAAUUAUUUUCAAUUUCAAUAUAUAUAUAGAUUUUGUAAUCUAGAUUGUAAGAGGCGUUGACAAGGAAUGCGUGUAAUAUAAAAUGCAUCCGUGUUGUGAUAGUAGAAACAUCUGGAUGUGAGACGAGUGCAGCUUGAUGUAGGCUUUUAGGGUGAAUUAAUUUCUGUACGCCGAUAGUGCUUUUAUGUGUAAAAUGUUGUAAAAUUUCAUAUGAAACCAUCUCCGGCACUUUCCUAUUGAUGACAGCACUAGUUGUUAGAUCGGAUAGUCGUACUAAAACAUUGAAUUCUGUAACACUGGCAUAAAAUACACAGCUUCAUACAUAAUAGUUAUAUGUGUACAUUGUCGGCUGUAUGUUCACAAUCUCAAACAAGGUAUCAUUAUUAUAAUAUAAUACAUACAUGUAUUUAUUAACAUCUUAUGCUUAUUAUUUGUAAUAUUAUAUGUAUAUAUAUAUAAUUCAUAAUAACAAAAUUCUUAUAUUAAAAAAUAUCAAGUGCUAAUAUUUAUUUUUCAUUUACCUGAUUGGUAUAAUUUAUUUUUUAUUAUCCUAUAGGAGAUUAUUUUAAUUUAUUAGAUAUUUUUGUCUUUAAAUAAUAUUUUAAUAAUAAGAGUGUUUAGUGUAAUGUUUGUUAAUGUUAUAAUUUUUUAUUAUAUUAUUAUUAUUUUUUUGCAUCAUCCUAAUUGCAUAUUCAAGUGAACCAUAGUUUUGCAGUAAGGAAAUUUUGUGUUCAACUUCAAAUACUAUCAGAUUAAAAUAUUGGUGCUGUGUUUUUUGCUAUUAACUUACCAGUUAAUUCCUACUGUCAUUACUACCAUGUUUAAUUAUAGAUUCCUUAUACAUACUACAAAAUGGAAGCCAUACAUUUUAAUCAACCCCACAAGCCACACGACUAACUAAACUUCAAUGAAUCAGUAUUUUCCCAUCAUUUCCAACCAAGUUAUCCUUUGUAUAAAUAACUGAUAGACGAAACAGCACUAUACAUUUAACACUAACUGACUUAAAAUAUGAGCCGACUCCAGACGCUUCCUUGGUUACAUCAACGUGUGUGCUUCAAUACAGCAUAUCACAUUAAUUUGCGUUUGAGAUAUGUUCCCUGAUAAUGUUUUUUAUUUUAUAAUAAAAUACUGUCAUUGGGGAACCAUAUUGCUAUGUAAACGCUAAAUUUUCUCCAUUCGAAUAGUUCAAUUUUUAUUUAAUGACAUUAAUAACUUAAUUUAAGUAUAAUAUUGUUUCCAAUAUUAAAAAAAAAAAACGAUUAGAUUUGUAAUAGAAAACUAAAUUUUAAAAUGGACAUUAUAUUUGUAUAAAAUAUUUACUUUCUAUUAUAUUAUCAAUCAAUGAAUAUGUACAAAUCGAUUACAUUGUAAUUAUUUAUAUUAAAUCUUUAAAUGCAUAA
This is a messenger RNA of Danaus plexippus (monarch butterfly), 4353 nucleotides long. RefSeq lists its product as uncharacterized. Lineage: Eukaryota; Metazoa; Arthropoda; Insecta; Lepidoptera; Nymphalidae. The coding region runs from base 490 to 1419 and encodes 309 amino acids. The transcript has 6 exons. The record is from RefSeq and is a predicted model, not a curated record.